This is a messenger RNA of Auxenochlorella protothecoides, 423 nucleotides long. Its product is annotated as Enhancer of rudimentary-like protein. Bases 1 to 423 code for a protein of 140 amino acids. NCBI's taxonomy places the organism in Eukaryota, Viridiplantae, Chlorophyta, Trebouxiophyceae, Chlorellales, Chlorellaceae. The record is from RefSeq and is a predicted model, not a curated record. The transcript has 2 exons.
AUGAGCCUGGUAAGCUUGCAAUAUGUUGCGGCGCCUAAGAUUGCGCUGGGGAAGCUCCCUUGUACCCUCCUGUCGCACACAUCUCGCUGCGAGACCACUGCGCAGGAGGACAAGCGGCACACCAUCGUCCUGCUCCAGACUGGGCGGGACAAGAGUUCACGUACCUUUUCGGACUUUGACUCCACCGCGGAUGCCCUAACAGGCAUCUGCUCCAUGUACGAGAAGCUGCUGCGGGAGCUGAACCCCCACCUCGCGGAGAUGACGUACGAGCUCGACGACCUCUUUGCCUACCUGGACAGGCUCCCCGAGGUGUCCAUGCUCAUCUACGACCCCAGCCUGGACGCCUACACCCCCCACACCCGGGCCUGGGUGAAGAAGGCGGCCCUGGCCCAGCUCCAGGGCCUGGCCGCGCCCAUGCGCUGA